Messenger RNA from Trichomycterus rosablanca, 4947 nucleotides. Its product is annotated as USP6 N-terminal-like protein. The record is from RefSeq and is a predicted model, not a curated record. The coding region runs from base 55 to 2178 and encodes 707 amino acids. The transcript has 14 exons. Lineage: Eukaryota; Metazoa; Chordata; Actinopteri; Siluriformes; Trichomycteridae.
CUAUUUGCUUAACUGCCUUUGGAGCACAGAAUACUUUAUCUAAACGGUUUUGAGAUGAAGAAAGAUAUCGACAAAUUAAUAGCUGAUGAACGGGCUGAGAUCAUUUUAAAAUAUGACAAGGGACGAGCAGAGGGGGUUCACAUUAACCCCUGGGAGGAUCCCAACUACAACCUCUUCAAGGUCAUGGACCGAUUUGGCUUCCUGCAUGAGGAGGAGUUGCCCACACCGAAUGCAGUGGAGGAUAAGCAUAAAGUUCAUGAGAUUGAAAGGGUGGAGAAAUGGCUAAAGAUGGUGAAAAAGUGGGAAAAGUACCAGAACAGUGAGAAGAUGAUAAAGCGUGUGUAUAAAGGGAUUCCCCUGCAGCUGCGUGGACAGGCCUGGGCGCUCUUGCUGGAAUUGGAGAAGGUGAAGAAGCAGAAUGAGGGGAAGUAUGAGAAAAUGAAGGAACAAGCCAGGAUCUACUCACAAGAAAUUAAACAGAUAGACCUGGAUGUUAACAGAACCUUCAGGAAUCACAUCAUGUUUAUGGAAAGAUUUGGAGUCAAGCAGCAAGCCCUGUUUCAUGUGCUGGCAGCUUACUCUGUCUACAACACAGAGGUGAGCUACUGCCAAGGCAUGAGUCAGAUAGCCGCUAUAUUGCUUAUGUACUUGAACGAGGAGGAUGCAUUCUGGGCCCUAUCACAGCUGCUCACCAACCAAAAACAUUCCAUGCAUGGAUUCUUCAUCCCUGGCUUUCCCAAACUGCACCGUUUUCAGGCUCAUCAUGACCAGAUACUGGCUAAACUUCUACCAAAGCUCAAGAAACACUUAGAUAAGGAGCAGAUGACUACUGGUAUAUACACAACCAAGUGGUUCCUGCAGUGCUUUAUAGACAGGACACCCUUCACACUGACUCUGCGGCUUUGGGACGUUUACAUCCUCGAAGGAGAAAAGGUUCUACCUGCUAUGGCCUAUACUGCCCUGAAAAUCCACAAAAAGCAACUGUUGAAGAAACCUUUGGAGGAUCUGCGGGAGUUUCUGCAGGAAUCAAUUGCAUCUUCCUUUCACUUGAGCGAUGAUGCCGUCAUAGAGCAGCUUCAGGCCGCUAUGUCUGAGCUACGAAAAAUGAAGCUUGACCUUCCCCCUGCACCAAAAGCUGAUGAGCUCCCAAUGAAGCCUCUAGGUGUUGAGCUUCCACUCCAGCUAACCCCAGUAAACACUGUCCAGCUAGCUGAAGACGUUCACCAAAGCUCUCCAGCUCUCCCACACAUACCGGAGCCCGUCACACAGAAUCAGACUCCACCUAAACCUCCAGCCACUCCAGUGUUACCACAGAUCAAACCACUGCGAGCAGUUCCGCCUGUUCCAUCCCCAAAACCUGGAGCUAAAAAUUCAGCGGAGGAGAGGCUGGUUCUUCCCUCCACAUGCCAUUCUGUCUUACCGGACAGCACUUCCGAUUCACCACCCUCAGGAGAGUCUGGCUUCCUCGCCGAGUCGGGCGGAUGGCCGCCUCCAUACCAACCCUCUGAGAACGAUCAAUCCAGUGUGCACUCUUUAAACCUCCCUGAACUGCCUCCACCACCUCUGCCCUACCUCGACCCAGAGUCUGGGAUUGAUCUUUCCACUUUGGAGGACUCGUCCCCACCAGCAACUACUCAGCUGCUUCUUAUUCAGAAUGAUCCAUCAUGCUCGCCGUCCUCAUACAGAGCACCGAGGCAGCUUGAAAAGUUCCCUGUUAAUUUCUACAUGCCCGGGUCCCCCAGCUGUCGGCGGCCUUCUCAUUAUGACAACUUGUCUGAAGAGGAAGAGUCUAUCGGGGAGAAAGAGCCGGAAAAAGAUGCCAGCCGUUCUGCUCAGCACUGGCCUCCUCCGCCUAGUUUUUUUUACAUUCCCGAAUCAGCACCAGCUCUUCCGCCAAAGAAAUGUGCCUACGCCAGGCAAGAACUGACUCAAGCACAGGAAUACCCAGCCACUAACAACUGGGUGACACCAGACUGCACCUUACCUCAGCCCCCAUCUGAGUUUGCAGACUCCCCUGUGCUCUCCGUUAGAUCCAUUCGGGCCGAGCACAUCCAGGGCACUUACAGGAAUCAAACGCAGUAUCCCAAAGUGCCAGUAAAGCCCGCAGCACUUUCCUCUGGACGCGCUCCUUUGUGUGCCCAGUCAGACUUCAACAGGAUGCGUGUGCCGAAUUGCUAGCCGCCAAAGCAAGUGACCUUUUAGCACAGGAAACUUUGCACUUUUCCUUUGUGCCACUGCAAUAAAAAAAGAAACAAAGGCUGGGUCCCUUCUCUCUGAUCAGGAUUUGUAAAUGUCACGCCAUACUGUUAUGUUUUAAUCACAAUAUGUAAUAUGUUCAUUUGAUGUGUGUUUAUAGUGUUAUUUAAUGUUGUGCGUGUGUUUGUGAAACAGCAGUUACGUUAUUGUUCUUGUAUGCAUUUGGUUAGUUUUGUUGCUUUUAGCAAAGUAAUUUAUCAGAAUAUCAGUAUUAUACUGUAUAAAAGUGUGUACAUAGACCUUUUACUAAAAUAAUCCACGUUUAUGAUUUCAUGAAUGAAAUAAUUGGUGCUGAAAUCAGUGUGGAUUUGGGGCAACAUUGGUGUGCUUGUAUAAACACAUUCAGUCAACAGUCAACCUACUAAUUGACUAUCUGUUUAAAAAAAUUGUUAAAAAAAAGACGAUCUUCAAACGCACUCUUACCUUCAGUACCACCAAAGCAGCCUGUUUUCUUACACUCCUGUCAGCAGCAUUAAUGAUCAAACCUGUUGUUUAUCCUGAUAGUGACGUUAUGCAACGAAGUGACCUGAAAGUCAGUCAUUGUUAGUCACUGAAAGCUGGUGAUUUAUGCUGGAGGUUUAGCGAUUAGCAGUGGUAUGAUGAGCAAUGUAAGAAAGUUGAGGAGAGUUUGAUUUCAACCAGAAAUUUGUAAUACAAAAAUUGUUGGUUCAUUAUGAAAAGGUAAAUAAUCCACUAAUAUGUCAAAUAUUCCCUUAGAGAGAAGUGUAAGUUGCUGCUGGUGUAAACAUAAGGAGUAUUGGUGCUGUAACACUGGUGUAAAGUGUUGUAAAAAUUAUCUUUCCCCUUUCUGAUUUCUUCUAUUUUACAUGUCACACUUAUUUAGGAUUGAAACUAUCUGACCCACUGUCCACUGUUACAUCCUUAAAGUGUUCUAGUACAUUUAAAAUAACCCUAAUUUUGUCAUUCCAAGCUGGACUUGCUCAUGUGCUCUAAAUCAUCCUUGCUACAUAACCUUUAUGAUUCUGUUAAGAGAACAAAUGUCAUGGUUCCUGGUAGACACCCGGUUAGUCAAUAGCAUUGCUGAGAUUCUAACCUGCACCUUAGCACUGGUUGGAUAGUGUAAUAUACCGCUGCACAAUUAAAGCACUGGUCAUUUUUUACAUUUGACAAAAACAACUUAAUAUCCCUGUUGGUUAACAGUUUUUUAUUACCUUUGAACUCUCAAAGAGUAAAAUGUUUAUGUAGAGUCUUGGUGUAAUAAUGCAAUAAUGAAUGCUGAUUUUAUCUGAGGCGAGGCGAGCAAGGCAUGCAGUUUCUUAGAUGUUAAUUUGGGUUCCCUUGGAACCAAACAAAUAGUUGAUGUGCUUUUGGCAAAUUCUUGGAAGAAUUACUACUGUUUACCUUUUAAUUUUAAAAACAGCAUAGUGUGUUGUUUGAUGUGCUCCUUUAACCACUUCACAUUGUUCAAAGGGGUUCUAUUUAAGUGAUGUUUUGCUUGAACAGGGCUGUCCUUAAAAUCUGGUCUAUUAGUUGGUUAAGUAUCUAAGCAAUUACUUUAUCACAUGGAGGCGAGUAGAAUGUUUAAUAAAGUGGUAGCCUAGUGGGGCAAGCUUUGGGCUAUCAAACGGAAUAUUGUUGGUUCGAAUAUGGGCUCUGCUAUGCAGCCACUGUUGGGCUUUUGAGCAGGCCCUUAACCCUGCGCUCUGACCCCAGCUUUCCAAACAAACUGGGAUUCGCGGAAAAAAUGUGUGUAUGUAUGACAAAAGCAUUCUUCUUUUAAAUAUGCAAAAAUAGAAACAGAAACGGGACAUGUACUUUUCAUAGCAAAAAAGACACAUUUGUGCAUACCCCACUCCCAUUAUAUGCGAAAGAAUGUGUUUAUUCCCAUAAAGUUUCUUUGUUAAUGUAAAUAUGAAUGUUGGUGAUGAUGAGCAGCCACCUAUGUACACAGUUUAUACACACACCUGAUCUGCACGUAUGUACACAGUGCAAGCUGAGCACACCUAUUUGAAGGUAUUAGUCAUGCAGAUAUCAUGUCAUAUUUCUUGUUUGUCUACAGUAAACACACUCUCCAAAAUAUUGCCCUUCCUGACAUUUUCAGAAGUAAUAAGGAUCAUCAGCCAAUUUCAGGGCAUCACUGAGGACAUUGAACUACUUGACACUGCAUGAGAGGCACCUGGAGCAACAACUGGAUUCAUGUGUUGGUCAUCACACUUCCAAAUUUUGUCAAUGACUAAACUGAGAAGAAAAUGUGUUUAAUAAGUAAUCAUUUUAGGUGAGGUCCAUGACUUACAGUGGUGUAGGUUUUUAUUGGUUUCUGUAUGCAGCAUUUUUCUUUGUUUCAUCUAAAACAUAUUACAUAAAGUGUAAAAUGUUUCAAGUGUUUAUGUGUGCAUGUUUGAAGGAUGUAUAAUUACUGGGUGUGACUGACUCCUGUAGUAUGGAAAUGAAGACCUUAAAUAGAAGGUUUGUACCCUACAGCUGAACAGCAACCCCUUGUGGGGGAAUUUGAGAGGCUCGUCUAAACAGGAGACAUGUCAGCCAGAGAGAGUAAUAUUUAAAUGUAAAAAAGUUGGCUCUUAUUAUAUAAAUUAAGUAUUCUUUUUUUAAUUUGCUGUUUCUCAACUUAUCUCUUUAACUUUUUAUAGCAAUUUUACAUGAAAACCCAGAGAACAUUUUUGUAGCAAAGCUAUUCAACAAUUGUUAUAAAAAAAAAUCUGAACAAAUCAA